CUUAUUUCAACCUAGAAUAUAUAUCCUUCCUAGCUGGCUAGAUCUUCUUCUACUUCAACCACCAGCACUUCAUUAUCUCUGCCAUACACGCACACAUACACAAUACAUCAUGGCGACACUAGAGGUCCGCAACCAGGAGUCCAACAGCCUCGCCCUGAACGAUUCCUCGGUGAAACACCAUCUCCUUGGCUUCGUCUCCUUUGCCCUCGCUUUUGAAAAGGUAGUCGAGCAAUCCUCCAAUGCCACGUUCAAGCUCUCGGAGCUUUCAUGGCCCACCCUGACGAUCAUCGGCUUGGGUCUCGCCUGGAUUGUGUGGCGGGUGUACUCGUUUACAGUCUACCCGCUGCUUCACCCACGCGAGCCCAAGGAGGUUCCCUACACGGUCCCGUUCCUCGGCCACGCCAUCGACUUCUUCCGCGACGGUGAAAAGGCCGCCCGCCUCGGCCGGGAGUACUUCAACAAUAGCAGCAUUCCCUACAUGAUGCGUGUUGCCGGGCAGCGCAUGUACUUUGUCACCGCGCCCCAGGACAUCAACACCGUCUACCGCAACACCAAGACGCUCAGCACCGAAAAGUUCGCAAAGGACAUGAUGAAGUCGCUCGGAGUCAGCGCCGACGGCAUGAAGAAGGGCUGGGGCAACCCAGCCGAGAAGCCCCUCUCGGAGCACGCCGUCGACAUCUUCCGCAAGCAAUUCAACCCCGGGCCCAACCUCACCUCCAUCUGGACCUCCAUGUCCCACCACAUGGACAAGGCCCUGACCUGGGACAACGUGCCCCGCGACGCCAUCCGCUCCGAGGGCAAGACCCAAAUGACCAUGUCCCUCUGGACCUUCACCCGCGCCGUCCUCAUCGACUCCCUCAACCUCGCCCUCUUCAACAAGACCCUCACCGACCUGCAGCCAAACAUGGUCCAGAUCAUCUCCGACUUCGACGACUACUCCUGGCAGCUCAUCUACCAGCUCCCGCCCGUCAUGGCCAAGGAAGUCCACAACGCCCUCGCCGAGCUCAAGUCCACCUUCCGCACCUACUUCGCCAUCCCCCAGCCCGACCGCGCCGACGCAGCCUACAUGGUCACCGCCCUCGAGGACAAGAUCCGCGCCUUCGGCCUCGGCCCCGACGACCUGGCAACCAUGUUCGUCGUCCCAAUGUGGGUCACAAACUCAAACGCCUACAAGCAAGCCUUCUGGGUCCUCGCCCACAUCCUGCACGACGAACACCUCCACUCAACCAUCAAACACGAAAUCAAAGCCUCCAUCGCAGCAAACCCACACCUCGACCUCCCCGCCGCCCUCGAGCUCUGCCCCUCCCUCAUGGCCGUCUACAACGAAUCCCUCCGCCACAUCACCUCCUCCCUCUCCGUCCGCAGCGUCGCCGCCGACACCGAAAUCGCCGGGAAACUCCUCCGCAAAGACGGCAUCGUCACCAUGCCUUACCGCCCCAUGCACCACGACGCCUCCCUCUGGGGCCCGCAGGCCGACACCUUCGACCCCGCCCGCUGGACCUCCGCGCAGAAGGAUCUCACCAAGGGCAAGGAAUUCCGCCCGUUUGGCGGCGGGAGCACGUAUUGCCCUGGCCGGGCGAUUGCGCUGAAGGCGGUGUUGACGUUUGUCGGGAUUGCGUUUACGCGGUUUGAUGUGCGGUUGCCGGAGGGGGUGGAGCGGAGUUGGGAGAGGUUGGCGCGGAUGGUGGAUACGAAGGCGGUUUCGGUGGGGAUUUUGCCGCCGUUGGAGGGCGAGGAUGUGGAGGUUGUUAUUCGGAAGGUGGGGUAG
Pseudovirgaria hyperparasitica is the source of this 1768-nucleotide messenger RNA. Its product is annotated as cytochrome P450. Gene Ontology annotation, molecular function: steroid hydroxylase activity; oxidoreductase activity, acting on paired donors, with incorporation or reduction of molecular oxygen; heme binding. The transcript has a single exon. The record is from RefSeq and is a predicted model, not a curated record. NCBI's taxonomy places the organism in Eukaryota, Fungi, Ascomycota, Dothideomycetes, Acrospermales, Acrospermaceae. The coding region runs from base 110 to 1768 and encodes 552 amino acids.